AUGUCUAUGGUUUUGUCAUGUGGCGGAAAUUUUGUCAAAAACAUUAUUGAAGAUCAUCUAGGUAUCAAAACAUUGUGCAUUGAGUUCCAUUUUUUCGGAGUUUGUAAACAAGCAAGGAGAAUGUCCAAUGUCAAACUUGCGAUACGAGUUAGACCAUUUAGCGAAAGGGAAUUAAAAUCAGAGAAGGAUCGUGUGCCGGUCGUGAACGUGGUUGACAGUAACACUGUUACGAUUACUAAUAUCAAAGUAAGCAUAUCUGGAGCAGGCGACAGUCGUGAGCGCAUCAGGCAGUACUAUGCGGACUACACCUUCGACAGCUUCUGUCCAGUCACACAUCCAUCCUAUGCGUCACAGGAGAAGGUCUUCGAAAGCAUUGGUCAAGAAGUGAUAUCCAGCGUAUCACGAGGCUGUUCAGCAUGUGUACUGGCGUACGGGCAGAGUGCGACGGGCAAGACACAUACUAUGAUGGGUAGUGACGCACAGCCCGGCUUGGUGCCUCGACUCUGCAAGGCUCUGUAUGAAUUGCAACCAUUUGAUUUCACUAUCAGAUUUGAAGUUGGUUUUACACAUACUAUAAAUCUUCGUCGCGUGUCAGUGCAAGACGUGGAAGCUCUCCUGUCGCUGGUAGCAGAAGGUACCCGCCGCCGUCGCACAGCCGCCACUCGCCGUAACUCCACCUCAUCCAGAUCCCAUGCGCUGCUUGAAAUCACCACACCACACGCCACACUGCACCUCGCUGAUUUAGCUGGAAGUGAGAAAGCAAGUUGGGAAGGUUGUGGCGGCGGCCGGCAGAAAGAAGGUGCUAACAUAAACAAGUCUUUGGUUGCUCUUAGUAACGUGAUCUCAGCACUAGUAAACGGCGGUUCGACGCGAGGCAAAUUCGUUCCUUACCGUGAUUCGGCGCUCACGUGGCUAUUGAAGGACUGUUUCACAGGCGGUGCCAGCACAUUUAUCAUAGCUACUGUGUCUCCAAGUGUCGUCUGUUACGGUGAAUCGGCUUCAACACUGCGCUGGGCCGCUCGAGCUCGUCAGCUACCAACACCUCGCCCUGUCAGUUGUGGAUCUCACGUCGCAACCAGAGCUGCGUUACAAGCCCAGCUGAAUCAACUCAUCUCUGAACUCUCAAGGAAUCAUAUUCGAUAUGUACCAGAAACCGGUAAAAUAUUGUUUGAUGAAGAACAUUGGGCACCACGAGUAAAUCAAAAUGAUUCUCAACAUGAAGAUUUAAAUAAAGUAGCAAUCAUAGGCAACAUUAUGAAUAUUGCGCGUCUUAAACCUGACGCGACCAAUUCCGAGUCCACAGCUUCAUCAGUAGCUAGCGGUAGUUCAGAUGUCAUUAACACCGUGGAUAAAAAUUCGACAAUUGCAAGUGAAAUUAAUAAAGAGAUGGAUAAAUUGUUCGGACCUGCACUGGAGAGAGCGAGCAGCGGAGAUGACCUUAAAGUAAUUGCUCCACUAAGGCACAAAAAACGACAAUUUAGAUCUCAAGAAGUUUUAGCAAAUGAAGACAUGUCGACAGUUAGUCAAAGCAGCAAUUUGGUGACUACUCUACCUAGUCAAAGUGAAGCUAGUAUAAACGAAGCACCGAGUUCAGAUAAAACGAAAGUCCCUCAUAUAACUAUCCUGCAUGACAAUCAGAGGGCAGAAAUUGUAGCUUCGGUGACAGAACGACUUUACACAAAACUGAAAAAGAAGGAAGAAGCUGCUGUCUCUAAAGUAGAAUCAAUGGUAGAUAGAAAAAUAAUGGAACCAUUAAGUGAACUAAAGAUCUGCACAAAUGCACGCCAGAGACUUAUGGAGUUAAGUCAGAAAGCUAUUCGAAAUAAAAGAAGGAUAGGAAUACCAGCGCAUACACAGACAAGACUUACAGUGACUCGUGUGAGAGAUCAAGCCGUCGACGUGCAAACAGAUCUAUAUUCAUACAUUUCCAGAAAUGGGCAUCCUUAUGCAUUUUGUCGAGACGUAGCUACUGAGACGGUACCAAUGACACCCCGUUGUAAAGAAAUAGCCGUUGGUCCAACAGGAUCGCUCCACUCUUGUGAUGUGUCUACAGAAACAAAGAGAGUAACUUAUAAAAACUCAAAUGUUAUGACUGAUAUAGUAAAUCAAAACGAACGAUGCACUCAAACAAUAAUUGUACCUCCGCCUAGAAGAAGGAAACGUUCAUCUACAUCAAAACAUGUUUGUUGUAAGGAAAAUCGUAAUUUUUCAGAAGAAUGUAUUUCUGCUCCAGUAAUAAGUAUAAACAUCUCACAAAUGUACCCUGUAGACACUGAAUCUCAAACUUCUGAUGAUAAUUCUGAAAAGUUAAACGUAGCACACAGUAAAUCCAGUGUUGUAACAAGUACUCCAGAUCUUUUAACUAAUCACAGUACAAUUGACCCACAAAACGUAAUUGAUAUAAAAGAAGAUGAAAUCUGUGUUUUGGUUAAUGUGGCAGAAGAAAGAAAAGUUCCUGUAAUUAUCCAAGACGGUGAUGAUGAUGAUAUUAAAUCAAUCGAUCCAGUAAAGCACAAUGAAGAGUUUCCAGAUACAGAAGACUUCGCCUUGCCAAGGGUAAGUCCCAACCCUGCAAGAACAGCUAAUUCUUCAGAGAUUAAAAACAUGAUACUAGGACGAAAUCAAAAUAUUUAUCCUUACAAUAUAAUAUUAUCACCGCCAAAAGAAAGGGAUUCCAAACGCAUAGUUACAUUCAAAGAUAAUCAUGCAGGCAAAAUGAAUGAUACUGCUUCAGAAACUAGAAAUGUGGAUGAAACUAAUAGUAACACAAAUAAAAAUGAAAGUGCUUCUGACAUGACAACAUCUGAUAAAGAAUUCCCGCUGGAAAAGGAUUACGAAAGCCUGUAUUCUGAUUCUACAGAAUCAAGCAAAGUAGAUACUGACUCUUUCAUCUGGAAACAAGGCAGUAGUCGAACAAUGGGAUGCUUAAAGAAAAAUUACGUUCCAGUUUAUAAAAGUUCCAAAUACAAAACAACAAAAGCGCGAGUAUUUAAAGAUUUUUUGGGAUUAGAAUCUGAAGGGCAUCAAUUAGGGCUUAAUAGUUAUGAAACUCGUGAAAACAUAAGAGAUGUUAGCUCUAGUGAUAGUAGAGAUACAGAUAAUGGAUCAGAGUAUAAAAGCAGAAGACGCAAGCCAUAUUCUGAAAACAAAUCUUAUUACAAUCGUGGUAGAGACUAUAAUGAUGACGUGAGCGAAUAUCAGAGUAUAGAAAGAAAAUUAAUUAAUUCUUGUAAUAACUUGGAAGAGUCAGUUAACAGAUAUGAAAAUUAUGUCUCUAAUUAUAAGGAAGGUAUGAAAAUAGACGGCGUUGAGAGCACUACACGUAGGCCCAAGGAGUACUUACAGCAUUUGGUACAAUUAAGGCGAGAGGUAGUUAAGGCAGAAAGCGACAACACUGAUAGUUCAUCCAUGGAUGUAUCGAACAAAUAA
Molecule: messenger RNA, 3429 nt
Organism: Spodoptera littoralis (African cotton leafworm)
Lineage: Eukaryota; Metazoa; Arthropoda; Insecta; Lepidoptera; Noctuidae
Source: the annotation of a GenBank genome assembly